Phytophthora nicotianae INRA-310 is the source of this 777-nucleotide messenger RNA. RefSeq lists its product as hypothetical. The transcript is spliced from 3 exons. The coding region runs from base 1 to 777 and encodes 258 amino acids. Gene Ontology annotation, biological process: protein targeting to vacuole; vesicle-mediated transport. Lineage: Eukaryota; Oomycota; Peronosporomycetes; Peronosporales; Peronosporaceae. The record is from RefSeq and is a predicted model, not a curated record.
AUGGAGUUGGAUGUCGUCGUGUGCUCCACGUCGGGCAAGCCUGUCUUCCGCCACAGAGUGUCCACUUUAACUACUAAACGUCCAUCUGAAGAGGACGAAUCGUCCGCCAGUUCGUUCUCGAGUUCGCUGCAAGGUCUCUUGUCCUUCGUGGCUUGUACGCAGCACGAGGAGCUGCUGGAGCUGCAAGCUGCCGGCUGUCACUGUGUGUUCCGCAGCUCCGAGAGCCUCACAUUCGCUGCCAUUGCGCGGAGCGUGCAGGAGGAGGAUAGUGUUUACAAUAACGAUACACCGAGCUUUGCGUCGCAGUGUCUGCAGCACCUUCUACAGCUGCUACAGCACCAGAUUCUGUUUGUAUUGAGCGAUAGAGGCCUCGACGUGCUGCGACGACAGCCAGGCUACGACCUACGAGAGCUUCUCAAUGGCACGGAGAGAGUCACGAGGUCAUUGACGGAGCUCUGGGCCACGACUCCAACGCUGAGGUUCAAGGACUGUGGAGUGCUGUUCGUACGUCUAAAGCCCGAGAGACGACGGGAAGUCACGAGAGCCUUGGAGUUUGAGGAGAAUAUUUCAGCACCUUCGAUGAUCUGUGGACUACUGUUGGCUAGGAAGCAAGUUGUGGCUAUCUCUCAGCCCAACAAGAAGCAGUUUAGCAUACUCGUCGAUGAUCUAUUACUACUGAUCAACUUCGUGUACAAUACGCCGUCACUGGCCAAGAGCGAGACGUGGACGCCGAUCUGUUUGUCAAACUUUAAUGCCCGUAUCGAAUACAAUCACUGA